AGAAGCUUAAUCAGGAUCACACAACAAUAAUGAAUGGAAACACGUCGUAGCCAAGAAAGUUGAGCACCAACUAAGUAACUAUUGGUCGGCAUUUGAAAGUUAUCCGUCGCAGGAGGAAAUCUUUUUGUAAGUAAUGGAUUGGCCAGGCAAAUCAGAAAGUACUUUCUGGAUCAGAAAGCAGCUGUACUUGUAUUGUUACUUUUGAAAGUAAGUUUUGUAGGGCAACUACAGUGGAAUACACUGUAAACCUAAACGUCUGAAUAAGUGUAAAUGGCAUUUUGGGACAUUAAUACGAGACUACUGCACUGUCUGCGUUUUAUCACGGUUUGGAAAAGUGGAUUAUUUGGAUUCAUCCGUUAAUGAAAUUGUUGGAAUACUUUUUUCUGGAUUAUUAUCACUGAAAAAAGGAAGGAUUGCAAGGUUUCAAGUGACCAAGAGGAUACAGUUCUUCUCGGGGGGAAAAAUGGGUAAUAUAGAAAGUGUGGAUGGCCAAUCGGAGAUGAAGCAUCACAUCAUGCCUCUGAAGGUGCCCAUGCCUGACCCCACCGAGCUGGAGGAGAAAUUUGCCAUUGUUUUGAAUUCUAUGAACCUGCCUCCAGACAAAGCCCGGCUCCUCAGACAAUAUGACAAUGAGAAGAAAUGGGACCUCAUCUGCGACCAGGAGAGGUUUCAAGUCAAGAAUCCACCUCACACCUACAUCCAGAAAAUACGAGGAUACUUAGAUCCCGGAGUCACGCGAAAGAAGUUUCGCAGGCGGGUGCAGGAAUCUACAAAAGUCUUGAGGGAGCUGGAGAUAUCGCUGAGGACAAACCACAUCGGGUGGGUCAGGGAGUUCCUCAAUGAUGAGAACAGAGGUCUCGACAUCCUGGUGGAGUAUCUCUCUUUUGCCCAGUGUGCUGUCAUGUUGGAUUUUGAGGGGCUGGAGAAUGGGGAGGAUGGCUUCUUGGACAAGGCUAAAUCUUGGAGCAGGUCCAUAGAGGAUCUGCAUCAUACAAGCACCCAACCCUUCUGCAACACACUGGUGCGCUCUGCUCGCCAGUCUGUCCUCCGCUAUGGCACAGUUUCCAACAGCAAAACCAUCAAGAACUCCCGUCUUGUGAGCCAAAAGGAUGAUGUGCAUGUGUGCAUCAUGUGCUUGAGAGCGAUCAUGAACUACCAGUAUGGCUUCAAUAUGGUCAUGUCUCACGCACACGCAGUCAAUGAAAUUGCUCUCAGCUUGAACAAUAAGAACUCACGGACAAAAGCCUUGGUCCUUGAGCUGCUGGCUGCCGUCUGUCUAGUACGAGGAGGUCACGAGAUCAUCCUCUCAGCAUUUGACAACUUCAAAGAGGUCUGUAAGGAGAAGCAUCGCUUUGAGAGACUGAUGGAUUACUUCCGCAGUGAGGAGGGAAACAUUGACUACAUGGUGGCUUGCAUGCAGUUCAUCAACAUUGUAGUCCACUCUGUGGAGGACAUGAACUUCAGAGUCCAUCUGCAGUAUGAGUUCACCAAGCUGGGACUGGAUGACUACCUGGAGAAAUGUAAACAUACGGAGAGUGACAAGCUGUCGGUGCAGAUCCAGGCAUACCUGGAUAAUGUAUUUGACGUGGGUGGUCUACUGGAAGAUGCAGAGACCAAGAAUGCAGCGCUGGAGAAGGUGGAGGAACUGGAGGAGCACCUGUCCCAUGUGACGGAGAAGCUUCUGGAGGUUGAGAAUGAGACAAUGAUGAAAGUGGCUGAUCUGGAGAAGGUGCUCCUUCAGAAGGAUAAGGAUCUGCUUGCAAUACGGGAGACGUACGAGUCGACCAACACCCAGGUCAACACCCUGAGGAGGAUGAUCAAGGAGAAGGAUGCCGCCUUCCAGAGGCAAGUCAACAUCGAGAGACGGCUGCUGGAGCUGGAACAGCAAGGCACCAUCCGUUUGCACAAGAAGCCUGAUGGAGACAUUGCCAUUGAGACGCUGGGUGUCGGGGGUGGUAGUGGCCUUGGGAUCCCUCUGGGUGACAUCGGGCAGCUAUCUUUAGGUUCAACAGCUGGAUUAACAGAAUCAGGAGGAGCAGACACCAGUUUACCCCCAGCCAGUGAAGCUCCGCCUCCACCUCCUCCACCUCCACCGCCGCCUCCUCCUCUUCCCUCUGCCACAGGCUCGUGUGCACCAGUCCCACCACCGCCACCUCCUCUUGCUCCACCUCUGCCAGACGCUUCUCCCUCAGUUAUUCUGAGUUUGGGUCUGUCAGCUAUCAGAAUCAAGAAGCCCAUCAAGACUAAGUUCCGUCUGCCUGUGUUUAACUGGACGGCCUUGAAGCCCAAUCAGAUCAAUGGCACAGUCUUCAACGAGAUUGAUGACGAACGUGUGCUAGAGGAGCUGGAUCUGGAGAAGUUUGAGGAGCUGUUUAAGACCAGAGCCCAGGGUCCUGUGGUGGAUCUAUCUUGUACCAAGAGCAAAGUUGCCCAGAAGGCGGUAAACAAAGUGACCCUUCUGGACGCCAAUCGCUCCAAGAACUUAGCCAUCACACUGCGAAAGGCUAACAAGACCACAGAGGAGAUAUGCAAAGCAAUAGAGAAGUUUGACCUAAAGGCCUUACCAGUUGACUUUGUGGAGUGCCUGAUGCGUUUCCUGCCCACGGAGGCGGAAGUCAAGGUGUUGCGUCAGUAUGAACGUGAGCGGCGUCCAUUGGACCAGCUAGCAGAGGAGGAUCGCUUCAUGUUACUAUUCAGCAAGAUUGAAAGACUCACACAGAGGAUGAACAUCAUCACCUUUGUCGGGAACUUUGCUGACAAUGUCAACAUGCUCACACCACAACUAAACGCAAUCAUUGCUGCCUCUGGCUCAGUGAAAUCCUCACCAAAGUUGAAAAGAAUGCUCGAGAUCAUCUUAGCUUUGGGAAACUACAUGAACAGCAGCAAACGAGGCUGUGUUUAUGGUUUCAAAUUACAAAGUCUUGAUCUGCUGCUGGACACUAAGUCUACAGACAGAAAGAUGACAUUGCUCCACUACAUAGCUCUCAUUGUGAAAGAGAAGUACCCUGAGCUGGCCAACUUCCACAAUGAACUGCACUUUGUGGAUAAAGCUGCAGCAGUAUCUCUGGAAAAUGUGCUGCUGGAUGUCCGAGAGCUGGGGAAAGGCAUGGACCUGAUCCGGAGGGAGUGCAGUCUUCACGACCAUUCGGUGCUCAAGGGCUUCGUCCAGGCUAGUGACACACAGCUGGACAAGCUGCAGAAGGACGCCAAGACAGCAGAGGAAGCCUUCAACAAUGUGGUGAACUACUUUGGAGAGAGUGCCAAGACGACUCCACCCUCUGUGUUCUUCCCUGUGUUUGUGCGCUUUAUCAAGGCCUACAAGGAUGCAUUGGAGGAAAACGAACAAAGGAAAAAGCAGGAGCAAGCAAUGAGAGAAAAGUUACUGGCUCAGGAGGCUAAACAGCAUGACCCCAAGGUCCAAGCUCAGAAGAAGAGGCAACAGCAGCAGGAGCUGAUCGCAGAGCUGCGCAAGCGGCAAGCCAAAGACCACCGGCCCGUGUACGAGGGCAAGGACGGCACUAUUGAGGACAUCAUCACAGAUCUCCGAAACCAGCCUUUCCUGCGAGCUGACGCGUUGAUCCGGAGCGGUUGGAAGAGACCCUAAACCACUUAUUCGUCACUUAUACUCCCCCCUCCCCAUUAUAACCCUCCUUCCCUGUGUCCCGACGGUCCAUCUCAACCCUGAGGCUGCAGAUCACAAAGACUGAAAAGAGGGGACAGGACAGAGCCCUUGUUUUAGCUGGGUAAUUUAUUUAUUUAUGGAGGCCCUUUACAGCCACUUUAAGUGAGCAGGCAUCAUUGCAGAAGCACAAUGGGUCACUCCUCUUUGACUGCGAGCGAGAAAGACUUUCCCUGCUCUGUUUGAGCUGAGACCAGUCAGAGGACAUACAGGUGAGGUGAAUUGAGGACUGGUGGACCAUAAAGCAGGAAGAACACUUUCACUAAUAAGUGCCUGCCAACAUGAGGAUCUUAUUCCCAAGACCAUUAAUUUCCUCAGAUUAUGCAGUCGGACAGUAGCAGGACUUAGACUGGAAGGCAGCCAAGGGAAGAUGCCAACUCUGCUGCUGGGACGUUUGCCUUCAAGACACUUGCAAAACCUUCCUCCAAAUAACAGAGAAGCUUUGAUAUGACAAUGAGACAUUUGGGGACCGUUUCCUCACAUUAAGCCACACAUCACAUUUAAUCAAGACUUAAUGUUGACAGUUGUUUCUUUAGAUUUCAAUCGCAUAUAUAUCUGGGGGUAAAAACUAUAAGAUUCUUACUUGUUCUUAUGGACGAGCUAGCCAAACCAAAAUUUCUCGAAUGUCUCAUGUUUUGCUUAAGAAGUGCCUUUUGUGUAAACAGUGUUAUUUCUUGUGAGUCAGCCAUAAUUUGUUUAUUUUACACCUUUCAUUUGUUAAAGAUUGUAUUUUUUAUUGCCUUGUACUAUAACAUUAGCCUUAUGAUACUGAAAAGAAUAUGCAAAAGGUGAAAUUUCCAGCUUUAAAGGCACACACAAACUAGAAGGUUUGGGGACUAAUGCAAAGAGGAAAACUUUGAAGAUGACUCUUUUUAUUUACCUCUCUAGUACAUCAAUGCAUUUAAGCUCAUAACAGCUGACAAGAGAGUCGUUGUGUUUUUGUGCCUUGUCCAAGUAGUUGUUUAAAAUUGAAUGUUAUACCCUGACAACACUUUCUGUCACAUUUUCAAGUGACAUUUUGGAAGUGACUGAAGAAGUGUAUGAAGAAGAUUCCACAUGGACUGCUGUUUAAGGGCUCAGAUGACGUCGGGUUGACCGGCUAUAUGUGGUGAUGGAUGAAGGAUAUGUUUAAAUUUUGUUUUUUGGGGGUUUUUUUGCCUUUAUCUUAAUAGUGAUGAUCCGUUUCCUCCUAACAGCUGUUGAGACUUACAGACUAUGUUCAGAUAUGACAUUGGCACAAAGGGACCGACCAUCUUUACACUACUUAAUUUGGCUUAACAUUGUAUGACACUAUUCUUUAAGUGGACAUUUAUAUUAAUGUACAUUCAAAUCAAGAAAUUUUCUUUCUAGAAAAAAUGAUCCAUGAUAUUGUCUAUUGACUGAAAGAUGACACUUCCUGUUUAAUAAAUAAAUAGAUUAUGUAAUAACUACAAGACUGUCAUUACAGUGCAGGAGUAUUAAAGCAAAA
Molecule: messenger RNA, 5147 nt
Organism: Thunnus maccoyii (southern bluefin tuna)
Lineage: Eukaryota; Metazoa; Chordata; Actinopteri; Scombriformes; Scombridae
Gene: fmnl3
Product: formin-like 3
Exons: 25
Coding region: 464-3604 (1046 amino acids)
Biological process (GO): cortical actin cytoskeleton organization; cell migration; regulation of cell shape
Cellular component (GO): cytosol
Molecular function (GO): small GTPase binding; actin filament binding
Source: RefSeq, a predicted model, not a curated record